Amblyraja radiata (thorny skate) is the source of this 1113-nucleotide messenger RNA. RefSeq names its product phosducin b (gene pdcb). The transcript has 2 exons. Gene Ontology annotation, cellular component: photoreceptor outer segment. The record is from RefSeq and is a predicted model, not a curated record. NCBI's taxonomy places the organism in Eukaryota, Metazoa, Chordata, Chondrichthyes, Rajiformes, Rajidae. The coding region runs from base 1 to 834 and encodes 277 amino acids. Gene Ontology annotation, biological process: regulation of G protein-coupled receptor signaling pathway.
AUGGAGAUGAGUGGCAGCUUCAUUCGCUGUUGCACCAUUGUCACAUCAUCGGUGCUGGGUCAAAUGUCUUGUUUCUGUGCAAUAAAAUUGGAUGUAAUUCUAUGGUGGAGCAAUGUUAUUGUGGCUGGAAGGAGCAGCGUUAAAACGUUUACAUUUCUAGGUCCAAAAGGAGUGAUUAAUGACUGGAGAAAGUUUAAACUGGAGAGCAAAGAUAAUGAAACCUCUUCAGAACUCCUGAGCCAAAUGGCAUCAGCAUAUCAUUCUUCUAGCGAGGACAAAGACACUCGAAAGAAAUUCAGUCGAAAGAUGAGUGUCCAGGAAUAUGAAAUGAUUCAGGAUGUGGAUGAUAAGACUUGCCUUCGUAAGUACCGCAAGCAAAGCAUGCUGGAGAUGUACGAUCAGGUCAACGUUGGCCCUCAGUUUGGGAUUUUCUACGAGCUUGAGAAUGGGGAGCAAUUUUUGGAAGUGAUUGAAAAAGAACUGAAAAACACUAUGGUGAUGGUAAACGUUUAUGAAGAUGGAGUCAAGGGAUGCGAGUCCUUGAUCAAUUGCUUAACAUGCCUUGCUUUGGAAUAUCCCACGGUUAAAUUCUGUAAAAUAAAGGCCUCCAACACUGGAGCUCGUGACCGCUUCUCUGACCAUAUUCUACCAGCAUUACUGGUAUAUAAGGCAGCAGAGCUAAUUGGCAACUUUCUUCACAUCACUGAACAGCUAGGUGAAGAAUUCUUUGCGGUGGAUGUUGAAACCUUUCUAAAUGAAUAUGGUCUUUUGCCAGGAAAAGAGUUUAGCGCUUGUGAAAAUGCCAGUGAUGGUAGUGAUGUAGAUAUCGAAUAAAUACUAGUACAAGAGGGCCCCAACUCAGAUCAGUUUCAGGCACAUAGAAGUUAAAAAAGAUCCUAAUGCACACUUGGCUACACACGAUAUUCCUUUGCCUCGAUGACUCAUUCAUUUCCAUACAUGGAUUAGCAAGUUUGUAUACUAACUAGUUAGAAGAAGCCACAGAUCAGAGUUACUCGAGCUUGAUCGAAUGUACAAUAAUAUUACCAGAGUUUAUCCCUACCUCUUCUCACUAUUCACCCUGUAAUCCAAAGAUCUAAUUUCCCCAGCUUUAAA